Pediculus humanus corporis (human body louse) is the source of this 843-nucleotide messenger RNA. RefSeq names its product Chymotrypsin BI precursor, putative. Gene Ontology annotation, molecular function: serine-type endopeptidase activity. The record is from RefSeq and is a predicted model, not a curated record. Gene Ontology annotation, biological process: proteolysis. The coding region runs from base 1 to 843 and encodes 280 amino acids. Lineage: Eukaryota; Metazoa; Arthropoda; Insecta; Psocodea; Pediculidae. The transcript has 4 exons.
AUGAAUUUGAUAACGACGAACGUAGAGAACUUUGUAUCGGAGACUUAUCACGAUUUAUUACAAUUCAUUAAUUACGAAGAACAAGGCAAAUCGUUGAGCGAACUUCGACUCAACGAUGGCAAACCGGUACCGGAAGAAAUGAAUUCUUACAUCGUUUUAUUGUGCAUAUACUUGAACACGACAUGGGCGAGAUGUAGCGGGAGUUUAAUCAGCGAAAAUUUCGUACUCACGGCGGGUCACUGCACGAAUUCCGACGGUUCGAACGUCAUCGUGGCACACGGCAAAGAAAAUCUACAGGAAUACGUCGGUGUAAGAUCUACAAGUCCGAUCGAUGAAUAUGUUGGAGAAGAAUUCAACGUGGAAGAAAGAAGAGUUAAGCAAGUUUACUUUUAUCCUAAUCAAACGCGUAAAAAAUACGAUUUGGCUUUGAUGAAACUCGAAAAUCCGUUCAAAGUAAACGUUUCGUUUUUAGAUGUUGCAACGAAAAAAGUUCACAUAUUGAAAAAUUGCAUGUCGAUCGGUUAUGGCAUAAGCGAAAUACCCAAACAACAAUUGACCCUCGGGUAUAUAGUUAACGAACCUUUGACUCUCACGGCUCCAUCGUUUAAAUUAAAAGACGAAAGAUUUUGCAUAAUACGUUCGAAAAGAUUAUCGAGCAUAUGUCCAGGAGAUUCCGGAAGUCCACUAAUAUGUGAUAAAAAAAUAUGGGGGGUUACGGCUUACGGCGACGAAAAAAAUUGUAAAAAUAAUUUAUUGUUUUGUUAUUAUCCCCUUUUCAGAGCGAAAAAAUGGUUGAGCAGUUAUGGUUUAAAUCAAAUUCGUUACGUAGCCACUCCUAAAUAA